GGCCUCGGUUGCCGGGGUAACGGGACUCGGCUUUCUCUUGGGCUCCCCUUCUAUUUUUAUUUAAAAAAGAGAGCUGAAUUCAGAUCGUCCACCCCCUGCCAUGCCGCUGCGCGUUAAACUUAACGCCCCCCAGUAUUUGGGACUCGUUCAUUUAGCGAAAGUCGACCCGAGAAUCGACGUGAAGGGCCCUAAGUCAGGGCGUUUGUAAGCAGCAGGGGUCUCAGCCCUGUGUCCUCCAGCGGCGGCAGAGCUGUGGGGUCAGGGCGGGGUAGGUGCGGAGUGUGUGCCAACGGAGGGGCGGCCUCAAGUCUGGCGUCUGGGAACGGGGGGCGAGGACAGUGCCGCCAGCCGUGCGGUCACCCUGGCGCCACGUGCACACCUCGCUCCCCGGACCUCGGGUCUUGGGGGUCCGCGCGGAGGCAUCCCGGCCCGUGCGCAGAAGUGGCGCUGGGGACGCCGAGGGGACGAGCCGGGGUGGGCCCUGGGGCCCGACUCCACCUUCGGGUCGAUGAAACACUGAACCUUCCAUCGCUGGAGAGGAAUAGUAUGGUACAAAGAACAGUGAUUGUCAUACAACUGGAAAGAAAAGCAAAGAAAAUGCUUUUUGUUUUAGUUUGGACAGUUAAACAGAAACCUCAUUUUUAGUAUGAAGAACGGAGGAGGAAGAACAAGCCGGAUCAGAAGACGAAAACUCUUCAGAAGUUCUGAAUCAAGAGGAGUGAAUGAGAGCUACAAGCCUGAAUUUAUAGAGCUUAAGAAGUGGCUGAAAGACAGGAAGUUUGAAGAUACAAACUUGAUUCCUGCUCGUUUUCCAGGUACAGGAAGAGGACUGAUGAGCAAGACGUCCCUGCAGGAGGGACAGACGAUUAUCUCAUUGCCUGAGAGAUGCCUGCUCACCACGGACACAGUGAUCAGAAGCUACUUAGGGGCGUACAUUGCUAAGUGGCAGCCUCCUCCAUCUCCUCUGCUGGCUCUGUGUACCUUUUUAGUGUCAGAAAAGCACGCUGGGGAUCGGUCUCCCUGGAAGCCUUACCUGGAGGUUUUACCAAAGGCCUACACCUGCCCAGUUUGUUUGGAGCCGGAAGUGGUGAAUCUUCUUCCCAGCCCUUUGAAAGCAAAGGCCUGGGAGCAGAGAAGCCACGUGCGGGAGUUCUUUUCUUCUUCUCGAGGCUUUUUCUCCUCCCUGCAGCCUCUGUUUUCUGAGGCCAUUGAGAGCAUCUUUAGCUACCGCGCCCUGCGGUGGGCCUGGUGCACCGUCAACACCAGGGCUGUGUACAUGAAGCGCCCGCCGCGGCUGUGCCUUUCCCCAGAGCCAGACACCUGCGCACUCGCCCCCUACCUGGAUCUGCUGAACCACAGCCCCGACGUCCAGGUAAAAGCAGCAUUUAAUGAGGAAACUCGCUGUUACGAAAUUAGAACAGCUACACGCUGUGGCAGACACAAGGAGGUUUUCAUCUGCUACGGCCCCCAUGAUAACCACCGCCUGCUUCUGGAGUACGGAUUCGUCUCCAUCCGCAAUCCUCAUGCUUGUGUUUAUGUCUCAAAAGAUAUGCUUGUUAAAUAUCUUCCAUCCACUGAUAAACAGAUGAACAAAAAGAUUUCCAUUUUGGAGGAUCAUGACUUUAUAGAGAACCUGACCUUUGGAUGGGAUGGACCAUCUUGGCGGUUGCUCACAGCUCUUAAAUUGUUAUGUCUGGAAGCUGAAGAAUUUACAUGCUGGAAAAAAGUACUUCUUGGGGAAAUCAUUUCUGAUACAAAUGAGAAGACAAGUUUGGACGUAGCCCAGAAAAUAUGCCGUUAUUUCAUAGAGGAGACUAAUGCUGUGCUUCAAAAGGUUUCUCGCAUGAAGGAUGAAGAAGUGGCUUUGAUGAACCAAUUGACUUUGGUAGAAACACUGUGGACCGAAGAGUUGAAGAUUCUCCAGGCCUCUGCCAAGGCCCUGAUCACCUUGCAAACAGCUUUUACAUAACACACUUUACCACGUGUGUAAGGUCACCUCCUCUGGUGGGUGUGACUUCUUUAAACAUUUUUAAACUCAGGUUUAUUUUAUAUGGACUCACUGAGAGUCAAUGAAGAGUUUCUAUUAAACAGUUAUCUGCUCAGUCCUA
Molecule: messenger RNA, 2108 nt
Organism: Cervus elaphus (red deer)
Lineage: Eukaryota; Metazoa; Chordata; Mammalia; Artiodactyla; Cervidae
Gene: SETD4
Product: SET domain containing 4
Exons: 11
Coding region: 647-1969 (440 amino acids)
Biological process (GO): peptidyl-lysine dimethylation; peptidyl-lysine trimethylation; peptidyl-lysine monomethylation
Molecular function (GO): histone H3K4 methyltransferase activity; protein binding; histone H3K36 methyltransferase activity
Source: RefSeq, a predicted model, not a curated record